Messenger RNA from Pocillopora damicornis (cauliflower coral), 4515 nucleotides. RefSeq lists its product as uncharacterized. The record is from RefSeq and is a predicted model, not a curated record. NCBI's taxonomy places the organism in Eukaryota, Metazoa, Cnidaria, Anthozoa, Scleractinia, Pocilloporidae.
AAAUUCACCAGCGUGUAGCCCAGAAUUGAUACAAUUAUCAUGUAACUAGACUGAGUUUGCUUCUUCAGAAGCAAAUAUGGAAUAAUAAACAGAUAAACCAGUAAUGGCAACCAUGAUUUGUUUGUCUACUAAAAUUAGGGUGACACCUGGCUCUUGUUUGCAAAACACACGUACCAAAUUAUUUAUUUUGGCUUGUUAACUAGAUCCUGUUUGUCAACCUACUACGUGACAAGAAAGACUAAUACAAGUGGUAAUGAACUGUGUUUCUCAGCCUGGAGAUGAGUGUUUGUUAUGUUUGAAAAUUCUUUUAUUGUGAUCCAAGAGAAUAUAAACUCUGUGUUGCGAAUGCCAAGUGAAGCCGUUCUUCGCAAACUUCUCGAUUUUUAUUUUUCUCCGAUAAGAUACAAUAUGCUUCUCUCGUGUCGAUCUAAUCCUAGGUGAAAUUACUCCUCUUCUGUAUUCAAUUUGUAUUUUUCAAUCAGAAAGUCCCCCCAUUUCAACUGUAAAUAUUGACCAAAUCAUAUAACACAACCUUCUUUACACACUCUCUUAUAUAAUCUCCUGUGUGAUCUUCCAAUUUUUUUUUCUUUUAAAGUUUCUCAUACAACGCUGGAAUACUGUGAACGAGUGUUAAAGCUGAUGUUAGCAGACACCCACGAAGCUCGAUACAUUAAACCCGCCGGAGCAGGGUCAUGGAGUUGACAGUGUUCGGUUUUGGCAUCAUUUAGAGACACCUUCUGUCGAAAUUGAAGAACGCAUGAUCAACAGAUGUGUGCUCUACCAACUUUCUAAAGUGGGUCAGGAGGGGAGAACGAAAGGUUGGCUAUGGGUGGGUAAGCUCUAGACCCUGGACCCUGAACUGAGGACUACGAAUCUAGAGAUCAAGAUGCUGGAGAUAUCUAACUCAAGUUUUUUUCCUGUAGAACUGCGUUGUGCUCAAGAGAAAUGAUGAGACAGUCGCAUUAUUCUCUCUAGGUUACGCUGCGUUGUACUUUGUUGUACUGCCUUUUGUCUGUUGUGUUGCAUUGCAUUGUGACAUGUUCUGUGCCAAUUUGCACCAUGACACGUUUUUUGAGCUCACGUAUUUACAUUACGACUAGGCAGAACCCCUCGCGCUUUGAAUGUUUAAAUUCUGCCAUCAUUUAAACUUCGAUUUGUCAGAACACUCUCCCAUUUACUUCUUUCUUUGUGUCGGAAAAUCGUUUAAUUUGGAAAGUAGUUAUCAAUCACGAUCACAGACCUUAAAUAAUGAACAAAGUAUUUGGGUUUCUUUUUUGACGGCAGACAAGGUAUACAUACUGUAAUUAAAAAUAUUCAAAUUUUGUACUCAUUGCAUGGUAAUGCUCACUAGAAAAGUAGCGAGGAUAAAGCCAUUCACAACGUGAAUUAUUCAAAUAUUUUAUAACCUCGAACGAAAUGUUUGAGAUUAAUUUCACUUUUUAGAUUAUUUAUACCUCCUAUAAGUUUAACUUAAUCUUUGACCCAUUACACUAAGAUUUUCUUGCUUUCAAUCUCGUUUCAGAUAAGUGAGAGAUGGAUUUGUUUUGAAUAUAAUCCAAGCGCUUCUUUGGUCGUUUACCUCCUUAAUCUAAAUAAUUAUAUUCAAAACAAUUACUUCACUUUCGCUCAACAGUAGGGAUUCGAAUUACACGUGAAACAUCUCGAAACAUCUGCAAUACCUGAUGGGAGUUGGUUCCACUUCGAAAGAAAGUGAGAGUGUUCAUCGACUUUCAGUUGAAAUUUGCAUCUACUACAUUUCAAUAAUCAAUCCACAACAAGGAAAAUUGAAAUGGAAACUUACUAUGCAGAUUUCUUAAAGAAAGAAGAUCACACCGGAAAGUGGCGAGUCUACUGGACGACUCUGAACGCGACCGGGCUGUAUUUUCAAUUGGGAAAAAUGGGGGCAGAACAUGAGAAUUUCCAACAGUUUGUCGAGAUUUCCCCUGGAUCAACGUGUGCUCUGGCAAAACGAAGAAUGUACAGCUUUCGAUUUAAGUUGGAGACCGAUGGAGUAACUUACACCUUCAAAUGUGAUUCGGUAUUCCAGAGAUAUCGCUGGAUGUACAUGAUAGAUUUGGUUGUGAACGGUCGACCACCAGAAGCACCACCAAACACUAUUCCUCGUCCAAAUGUCACUGACUCAAAGCAUAACAACACUAACUCCUUCGACGAGAAAGAUUCCUGCGAUCAAAAUAACGCGAAGCCGAAUAAUUUAAUCUUGAAAUCUUCCAGUUUCACUCAGACAUUUCAAACAUUCAAGCGAUUAGCGAGCUGGCGCAAGAAGAGGAAUAACAGUCUUCCGUCAGCAAGAUGUCUACGCAAGAUAGGAACGAUCUCAACAGGAAAAUAUGAAAAAUUAUCCAAUAUCCAUAGUAGCUUCGAUUUUGCUGAUACUAAGGAUUUAUUUGAUAAACAAUACACGGUAUGAUAUACGUGCGUCAGGCCAUGCGAGACGAGACGAAACGAGUCACGCGAUCAAUCUGAUUUGAAAUUGCGUGACGUUAAAUGUGGACGAGGUCCUGUGGGGAAAUGUUCACAAGUGGUUUUCGCCUCGAACAGGCUAAUAUCAUCGUGAAAGAUAAGGCAUUUUAGCACAGGCACAGUCAGACCGGCGUCAGACAGACGUGAGUCAAAGCUGAGACCAUUCAAGUAGGUACAACAAUUAAUGACAAAAAUGAUCUUGGAAGUUCUCAUUCGAUUUUUAGACACCCCCUUCUUCCCAUAAAAUGUUUGAGUCCAACCGCGAAGGUCGAGGGGGAAAAUUCAACGAUAAAGCGAGAGUGUAAAGGGAGUGUGGCGAACACUGGUACAACUACGUAGGAGUUUUAACCCUUUAACUCCCAUGAGUGACCAAGAUAUUCUCCUGACAAUAUCAAUACAAUAUGAAGCAGAUAAGUGAUGAGAAAAAAGAAAAUACCAAAUUCUCGAAACUAACAUCGCAAGAACCAUACAGCAGACAGUAAGGAGAAUUACUAGUGAGAUCUUGGGAGUUAAAGGGUUAACGCAGCAGAGGGAAAAAAACCAUAUACUCUCGGGCGCUUUAUACACUAGACCCAUCGGACCUAAACAAGGAAGAAUUUCAAGCAUACCCAAGUAAUCGCUUCUCUCUGUUUAUAAGUAAAGAAGUUUCUUAAGCGAAAAAGCAACUGCUAUCAGCUCUAUGUUAAGUUUACCAAUUCGGUAGUUUAUACUUGUUUUGACCUGAUGGGAGUAAACGCAACGGAAAUCUUGUAUUUUUUUCUCUAUCGUGAUUUUAUUCCCUCACUUUCCUUCACAUAUUUGAUUCCACUUCUCCAUUGAAAAAGGUACAUUUUCCUUCCUGCACAAUCAAUUCUCCAUAAAAUUUACGCUAUUGCACGUGUAUCGAGACAUCAGUUAGAUGGCUUUAUUUGCAUGCGAUCAACGCAGUUUAGUGAGGAAGUCAGUCCUCCCUUGACAUUAAUCAUUCUCUGACGCCCGUUUCAAACGCCGAACCUCUCGUGUGUCGCACUAACCCUGACUAAAUCCAAAAGUGGCCAUAAGGUUUUAACCCUUUCACUCCCAAGAUCUAUUUAGUAAUUCUCCUUACUAUCUGCUAUACAAUUCUUAUGAUGUUAGUUUAGAGAAUUUGGUAUUGGAUUAACUAAUCCCAUAAUUGAUAUUUUUCUCUAUUCUCAUCACCUACGUGCUUGAUAUUGUAUUGAUAUCGUAAGGAGAAAUUCUGUCUAAGUCACUUGUGAGAGUGAAAGGGUUAAAAGCCGUACCUAAUGUUGUCGACCUCAUUCAUAUCUAUAGUAACAAAUUGAUUCUACCCUGAACUCGCGGCUUCGCCCCUUUUUUUAAGUAAGGACCCAAAUAAUUGCCACAAGCCACCAUUUCGUCUGACACACAGAAGAGAGGCACAACAUUUAAAUAGGCCUAACACCACACCUACAGUUAGAGGUUUCUCUUGAGAAGAUUCUGCGGUAAAUGCGGAAUGGUUUUACCGCGCCCAAAAGAGGAUUAGCUAAGGAAAAACUUGUAAGGCUCCCUGAGGAAAGUCGAGUAAAUGACUUUACAUGGAGAAUUGUCAAAGAAAGUGUAAAGGAUUUCAGGGAAUUCCCCACAGCUAUUUUUUCUACACAAGUACAUUUGUCACGAAGAACUUGUAAGUGUAAAUGCUGUCAAAUGAUCAGUCAUGGGUAGCACAACUAGCUCCGCUAAUGACGAUGUUCUGAUGUAAUCUAUAUAUAACACUAUAAAUAAUUCAAGGUAAAUAAUAGGUAAAUAAUAUCGGCCCUUUCACAAUUGCACAUUAUCAUUCGAUAUGUAUAUAUCUAUUUUGAAUUAACAACUCUGAUAAUAAAUAUUGAUACUCUUAGCUUGAAAGAUCUGGAAUUCAUUUGAAAUAUUGUAAUAAUUAAUAUGUACAGAGGAUAUGAAUUGAAAAACCACGUUGUUUUCUUAUGUGUAAAAAUGAUGCCUUCUGAACCAUAAGAAUUCAAUUUGUUUUUUAAAAAAAUAUUUUCAUAGACAUUAAAAACGGGUUAGCAAUGA